Molecule: messenger RNA, 993 nt
Organism: Cordyceps fumosorosea ARSEF 2679
Lineage: Eukaryota; Fungi; Ascomycota; Sordariomycetes; Hypocreales; Cordycipitaceae
Product: eukaryotic translation initiation factor 4E type 3
Exons: 3
Coding region: 1-993 (330 amino acids)
Biological process (GO): translational initiation
Cellular component (GO): eukaryotic translation initiation factor 4F complex; cytoplasm
Molecular function (GO): RNA 7-methylguanosine cap binding; translation initiation factor activity
Source: RefSeq, a predicted model, not a curated record
AUGGAUAACCUAUGGGCUCGUCGCACAAACUCCAGCAAGCUCUCCUUGACGACGCCAGCCAACGGUGCCCCAGGUGAUUUCGGCCGAUUUGCCUCCUCCUCCUCCAGACGCCAAGAUGGCAAGCUCGGAGCAUUUCCCUCUAACCCAGGGAGCGCUCUAGCCUCACCCACCACGGGCACUGGUGCCUCCAGCGCCUUUGGUCUAGGCUCGGGCGCCUUUGCAUCGUUUGGCUCUGCAAAGACGCCCAAGACGCCGGGCAACCCCUUCGAUUCCGCCAUGGCUUCCGCCGCGCCCAAGCAGGGUACUGGAAAAGAUGCUACUAAGGUGGUUGGAAAGGCGCGAAACAUGGCCUCUAUAUCAGAGACCAGACCCGCUGGGCCUGCCGUCGGCCAGAUACACCCGCUGAAAGACGCCUGGUCGUUCUGGUACCGCCCUCCCAUCUCAAAGGCCCAUGGCUACAUUGAGUAUGAGAACACGUUGCACGGAAUUGCCACCGUACGCACCGCGGAGGAAUUCUGGGGAGUCUACUCACAUCUCAAAAGGCCUUCCUCUCUGCCAGUCGUGUCCGACUACCACCUUUUCAAGAAGGACAUUCGUCCUAUCUGGGAAGACGAAGUCAAUAGAACUGGCGGAAAAUGGGUUGUUCGGAUGAAGAAGGGCGUGGCUGACCGACACUGGGAGGAUCUGCUCCUUUCGCUAAUCGGCGACCAGUUCGGGGAUGCGGGCGAGGAAGUGUGCGGUGCGGUGCUUAGUAUGCGUAAUGGUGAAGAUAUCCUCAGCAUUUGGACCCGGACUGAUGGGGGUCGUGUGCUGAAGAUUCGUGAGACCAUGAAGCGCAUCCUGAACUUCCCCCAAAACACCCGCGUUGAGUUCAAGAGUCACGACUCCAGCAUUCAGCAGAGGACCGCCAUUGAUGAGCAGCGUCGCGAGAAGGCUAUCCAGCAUCACAACGACAAGCGAAACGCUGGCACUUCAAGACAGGGCCACGAUUAA